UGAACCAAGCCAGAAUCAAAGCGGCGCAUCCUGAGGCAGGUGGGGGUACCUGUGGAAGAGGGAAGGCAGGCGACUGGCUAGGGCUUGGCUGGGAGGCCGGCGGAGCAGCAACUGCAGAAACAGGCAGCGGCAGAGAGGGAAUGGUGCCUGGAGGCGCCGAGGAGCCGGCGCAGUCCGUCCCUCUUAGGGUUAGUGAAUGAGGCUCUCCGCCCGGGCCGGCCCGGGGACUCUGCGCUGCGGGUCCCAAGCAUGAGUGCGGGCCCCGGCUGUGAGCCCUGCACCAAGCGACCCCGCUGGGGCGCCGCUGCAACUUCUCCGCCGGCCGCCUCGGACGCCCGGAGCUUCCCCGGCAGGCAGAGGCGCGUCCUCGAGUCCAAGGACGCUCCCGUGCAGUUCAGGGUCCCACCGUCCUCGUCAGGCUGCGUCCCGGGGCGGGCGGGACCGCACAGAGGCAGCUCCACCUCGCUUGUUUUCAAACAAAAGACUAUUACCAGUUGGAUGGACACUAAAGGAAUCAAGACAACUGGAUCAGAAAGUUUGCAUAGUAAAGAAAACAACAAUACAACAGUAGAAUCCAUGAUGAGUUCUGUACAAAAAGAUAACUUUUAUCAACAUAAUAUGGAAAAAUUAGAAAAUGUUUCUCAGCUAAGUCUUGAUAAAUCAUCUGUUGAAAAAAAUACACAGUAUUUGAACCAGCAUCAGACUGCAGCUAUGUGUAAGUGGCAAAAUGAAGGGAAACAUACAGAGCGGCUUUUAGAAAGUGAGCCUCCGACAGUAACUCUGGUGCCAGAGCGGUUCAGUAAUGCUAACGUUGAUCAGUCACCUGGAAAUGAUGAUCACAGUGACACAGAUAGUGAGGGAAGUAGAGACAACCAACAAUUUUUGACAACUGUAAAGUUUACAAAUACAAAGCAGACCACAGAAGAUGAACGGGCCAGAGAAGCCAGAAGCCACCAGAAGUGUAGCAAGUCUUGCCAUCCUGUAGAAGACUGUGCAGGUUGUCAGCAGGAAGAGAUAGAUGUGGUGCCAGAGAGUCCCUUGUCAGACAUCAGCUCUGAGGAUGUUGGUACUGAACUGAAAAAUGCCAACAAGUUGAGUAGACAAGAGAGUAGUUUAGGAAAUUCUCCUUUUGAAAAAGAAAGUGAACCUGAGUCACCAAUGGAUGUAGAUAAUUCCAAAAAUAGUUGUCAGGACUCAGAAGCAGAUGAGGAGACAAGUCCAGGUUUUGAUGAGCAAGAAGAUAGCAAUUCCUCCCAAACAGCAAGUAAACCUUCAAGGUUCCAAGCAAGAGAAGCUGACACUGAAUUGAGGAAGCGGUCCUCUUCUAAAGGAGGUGAAAUUCGUUUACAUUUUCAAUUUGAAGGAGGAGAGACUCGGAGUGGAAUGAAUGAUUUAAAUCCCAGACCACCUGGAAGUACUUCUAGCCUGAAUGUAGAAUGUAGGAAUUCCAAGCAGCAUGGGAAAAAGGAUUCUAAAAUCACAGAUCAUUUCAUGAGAAUGCCCAAAGCAGAGGACAAAAGAAAAGAACAAUGUGAAAUCAAGCAUCAAAGAACAGAAAGGAAGAUACCUAAAUACAUUCCACCUCACCUUUCUCCAGAUAAGAAAUGGCUUGGAACUCCUAUUGAGGAGAUGAGAAGAAUGCCUAGGUGUGGCAUCCGGCUGCCUCUCUUGAGGCCAUCUGCCAAUCACACAGUAACUAUUCGCGUAGACCUUUUGCGAGCAGGAGAAGUUCCUAAACCCUUUCCAACACAUUUUAAAGAUUUGUGGGACAACAAGCAUGUUAAGAUGCCUUGUUCAGAACAAAACUUGUACCCUGUGGAAGAUGAAAAUGGUGAGCGAACUGCAGGGAGCCGGUGGGAGCUCAUUCAAACUGCACUUCUCAACAAAUUCACACGACCCCAAAACCUGAAGGAUGCUAUCCUGAAAUACAAUGUGGCAUAUUCUAAGAAAUGGGACUUUACAGCUUUGGUUGAUUUCUGGGAUAAGGUACUUGAAGAAGCAGAAGCUCAACAUUUAUAUCAGUCCAUUUUACCUGAUAUGGUGAAAAUUGCACUCUGUCUGCCAAAUAUUUGCACCCAGCCAAUACCACUCCUUAAACAGAAGAUGAAUCAUUCCAUCACAAUGUCACAGGAACAGAUUGCCAGUCUUUUAGCUAAUGCUUUCUUCUGCACAUUUCCACGGCGAAAUGCUAAGAUGAAAUCCGAGUAUUCUGGCUACCCAGACAUUAACUUCAAUCGGUUGUUUGAAGGACGUUCAUCAAGGAAACCAGAGAAGCUUAAAACACUCUUCUGCUACUUUAGAAGAGUCACAGAGAAAAAACCUACUGGCUUGGUGACAUUUACAAGACAGAGUCUUGAAGAUUUUCCAGAGUGGGAAAGAUGUGAAAAACCCCUGACUCGAUUGCAUGUCACUUAUGAAGGUACCAUAGAAGGAAAUGGUCAAGGCAUGCUACAGGUGGAUUUUGCAAACCGUUUUGUUGGAGGUGGUGUAACCGGUGCAGGACUUGUGCAAGAAGAAAUCCGCUUUUUAAUCAACCCCGAGUUAAUUGUUUCACGGCUCUUCACUGAGGUGCUGGAUCACAAUGAAUGUCUUAUCAUUACAGGUACGGAACAGUACAGUGAAUACACAGGCUAUGCUGAAACAUAUCGUUGGGCCCGAAGCCAUGAAGAUGGAAGUGAAAGGGAUGCCUGGCAGCGGCGCGGCACUGAGAUCGUCGCCAUCGAUGCCCUUCACUUCAGACGCUACCUCGACCAGUUUGUGCCCGAGAAAAUCAGACGAGAGCUUAACAAGGCUUACUGUGGAUUUCUCCGUCCUGGAGUUUCUUCAGAGAAUCUUUCUGCAGUGGCCACAGGAAACUGGGGCUGUGGUGCCUUUGGUGGUGAUGCUAGAUUAAAAGCCUUAAUACAGAUAUUGGCAGCUGCUGUAGCUGAGCGUGAUGUAGUUUAUUUCACCUUUGGGGACUCAGAAUUGAUGAGAGACAUUUACAGCAUACACACUUUCCUUACUGAAAGGAAACUAACUGUUGGAGAAGUAUAUAAGCUGUUGCUCCGGUAUUACAAUGAAGAAUGCAGAAACUGUUCCACCCCUGGACCAGACAUCAAGCUUUAUCCAUUCAUAUACCAUGCUGUUGAGUUCUGUGCAGAGACCACCAACCAGCCAGGACAAAGGACUGGGGCCUGAGGAGCUGAGUAAAUAGAGAACCUCCUUCCACCUCUCACUAGAAACAUCCUGUUUGACUUGUCAGGUGUAAUAUACGAACUGACUUAACUUAAUAUGAAUGUGUAUAUAAUCCAGUUUGUGGGCAAGGAUGCAAUCCCUUCCACACACAUGCAGUUGUCAUGUAAGCCCCCUCCAUCCUAACUUACACAGGCUUAAAUAUAUUUUGUUUGCAUUUUUUCUAUUUCAGUCUUCAUCCUUCGGUUUUUCUUUCUUUUGCCCUUCAGAUUCCCUGUGAAAUCCCAUGAAAGGUUGUGCUCAGCCUGUCAGAUCUCUUUUUUGAUGCCUAUAUAUUAUGCACAUUGCCUCUGCAGCUAGCAGAUGCCAGGGAUGCCAGGGAAGAAGUUGAAAACAAAGAACUUUUUAACUGGGUUUGCUAAAGAUUUCCCUGUAAGCCUUUCACCCCCAACUCUUGUUAUGAUUGUGUUGAGUUUUGAAUUUUGAAAAUAAAGAGUUGAGGAUUUUUUUCAGACGUUACAUAAUGCACAUCUCCUAGGUUAAAACGAUUUUGUAUUUCAGACAGAAUAAUUUCCAGAUACAGUUCUUUUAAGACAGCACCUUGAUCUAUAAUGGUUUCUCAGUCCCUUCUUCCCUGAUCAAUUUUUAUUAAUACUGUUUUUGGAAACUGACCAAAAUGGAAGGAAAUGUAUAAUAAAAGAGUUUCCCCAAAUGGUGUUUUAAAAAAAAAAAGAAAAGAUGCAAGAGAGUUGCAGGAUCUCUCGUUUCUUGGGAUUUUUUUUGUUUGUUUUCAAAUUAGAAUUAUUGUUUGUUCUAUGGUGCUUGAGGCAUAUUCAUAUAACCAAAGUUUAGGAACUGGGAACUCAUACUGAUUUGUACAUAUUGAAGUUUCUCUGGUAUUCAAAGGUUAUAUAGUUAAUAAAUUUUAAUUAACAAAUCAUUUGUCAGAAACUCCCACAUCAUCUAUAUUUUAUCUAUAAAUAUAAAUAUAUGUUCUUUAAGUGUGUCUGUGUGCAAGCACAUAAAAUCCAAAUAAAACUGGAGUUAUGGAAAAUGAUUAGAUUUAGGUUUAAUCAGGAGCUCUGUUUAAAAUCAUUUAUUUACAAUUGUGUCCAUUUAAAACUGGCAUCAAACAUAAACAAUAAUGUCUUUCAGAGGUUAAAAUAAAAGCUGAUUCUGCAUUGAGAGUAGAGUUUAAUCGUGAAGCAUUUAUUCAUAUUUCUAAAAUAAUACUUUACUGUUGAAGCUCUAGUUUAUAGUCAGCUGUCAGAAAAUGCUAUUGGAGGUUAAAUCCUAGUAAUAAGAAAUUUUGAUAGAUGGUCCAAACUCCUGGUGUCAGUAUUGGCAGGAAAAAAUGGGGCCAUGGCCAAUGUCUGCAAUUCUUUUUUUGUGUAGAGAUUGAGAGGUUAAUGGAAUUUGGCACCUGAUGGCAGCCACUUGUCAUUAACAAAGUUCUUUACCAUAGUAACUAAGAUUUUUAAUCAUCUCCCUAAAUCCAAGGUGUCUGGCUUUAUUUCUACUGAUACUAAAGUCUUCUCUUUCCGUCCCAACCCAUUUGGAGCUUUGGUUAAGCAUUCAUGGUUAUAUUUCAUUUCUUUUUUCUGUUUCUAUAUCUUUUCCUCUUACCCAGCCCCAAGACUAAGUGAACAGUUCUUUAAAACAUUACAUGAACAGUAUAGGAUGGUUCGUGUGGUAGAGAAAUCAUUAAAUCCAGGUAAGAAGACACCCAGCCUAAUAUUCCAGAACAUAGAAUCUAAGACUGAACUCUUAAUGCUAAACAGGCUUAGUGUCUAGGCCAUCUAUCUGAGUGCCUCUCUCUUUUGAGGGUUUUCCAAGAAUAAAACCUGCCUACUUUGUCCCAGUACAUUCCAGGAUUGGGAUAAUUUAAUCAGAUGGAGCAUAAAGAGAAAUAAUGCCCAUUUUUUGAGGCAGGAGGAAUGCCUUCUGUAAAAAGAGGAAAAAAUCAGACAUCUAAUUAACAUUUGUCUGUUCUAAAACAUUCAGCAGCAUCUUUUUAUUCCAUUAGGGGUUUAUUGUUUCAUUUCAAAUUGUUUACCCUUCCCUUCUUUCAUCUGUUGAGACAUGAAACAAUAUUUUAGUUUAGAAUUCUUAAGUGGUUAAUAUAGCUCACUUGCUUUACACUUUCUGUCUAGCUCACUCAAAUGCCCUUAACAGUUAAAAGAAGCAAUGUGGAGUAAUGGAAAGGAUAUGAGAUUUUAAAUCAGACAAACUGGUUUCAAAUGCUAGCCACAUCCCUUGAUAAUUCUCUAAAUAAACUGAAUUUCUGAGCCUUAUUUAACUCAUCUAUAAAACGGGCUAUUAGCACUUAUUAGGAAAUGCUAUAUAUAAAGAAGUGCUUGUGGGGUCUGGCACAUAGUUGGUGCUCAAUAAAUGUCAACUGUUAUAAUUGACCAGGAAACAUUUAUGGAGCAUCUACUGUACAUUAGGUACUGUACUAGUUGCUUUGCAUAUUUUAGCUCAUUUUUCUUUUUUUUUUUAAAUUUUUAUUGUUAUGUUAAUUACCAUACAUUACAUCAUUAGUUUUUGAUAUAGUGUUCCAUGAUUCAUUGUUUGUGCAUAACACCCAGUGCUCCAUGCAGAACGUGCCCUCUUUAAUACCCAUCACCAGGCUAACCCAUCCUCCCACCCCCCUCCCCUCUAGAACUCUCAGUUUGUUUUUCAGAGUCCAUAGUCUCUCAUGGUUCGUCUCCCCCUCCGAUUUCCCCCCCUUCAUUCUUCCCCUCCUGCUAUCUUCUUUUUUUUUUUUUUUCUUAACAUAUAUUACAUUAUUUGUUUCAGAGGUACAGAUCUGUGAUUCAACAGUCUUGCACAAUUCACAGCACCCACCAUAGCACAUACCCUCCCCAGUGUCUGUCACCCAGCCACCCCAUCCCUCCCACCCCACCCCCCACUCCAGCAACCCUCAGUUUGUUUCCUGAGGAAUUAAGGAAUUAAGAAUUCCUCAUAUCAGUGAGGUCAUAUGAUACAUGUCUUGCUCUGAUUGACUUCUUUCGCUCAGCAUAACACCCUCCAGUUCCAUCCACGUUGUUGCAAAUGGCAAGAUCUCAUUCCUUUUGAUGGCUGCAUAAUAUUCCUGUGUGUGUGUGUGUGUGUGUGUGUGUGUACACACCACAUCUUCUUUAUCCAUUCAUCUGUCAAUGGACAUCUUGGCUCUUUCCACAGUUUGGCUAUUGUGGACAUUGCUUUUAGCUCAUUUUUCUAAUGGGCUAACGAUACCCAGAGGUUAGGGAAUACCAUCUGAACCUCCAGAAGUUCCUUGUGAAAGGAGACUUACUCUGUCAUCUCUGGAGGAGACCUGAUAGAACAAAGGCUCUGACACUGUUGUUCUCUACCAAGUUCCUACUAUAAGGUAUUCUUCAUAAUGAAUGACUAGUUAUCAGUGGGGUACAUUAAAAUGUCUCUGAGAGAAUUCUUUCUUUCUUUUUUUUUUUUUUAAGAUUUUAUUUAUUUAUUUGAGAGAGAGAGGAGAGACAGUGAGAGAGCACAAGCAGGGAGGAGAGGGAGAAGCAGAGCAAGGAGCCCGAUGAGGGACUCGAUCCCAGGACCCUGGGAUCAUGACCUGAGCCGAAGGCAGACGCUUAACUGACUGACCCACCCAGGUGCCCCAAAUUAUUUCUUUUCUUGCUGAUUGAAGUGACAUUAAGGGCAGGCAGAGCCAAAUUGGUACUUAAAGGGGAGAUUGAAAAGGAGAUCUAACCAGGCUUCAUGACUGCUAUGCCAGGUAUUUAACCAGUAUUUAUUGCUUUGGAAACCGAAUUUUGAUUAAGCUGUCCCAAUGCAAGAAUAUGAGGGAGCAAAGAAGUAGUUGGGUUACAUUCUUUAAAACUUCAAUAGGAAGAGAAGCAGUUGUGUACAGAUUCUCACCUGCUUUUUUUUUUCCUGUCUUUUCCGAUCUGUGUAGCUUCGUGUUCAUGACUUUUUUUCUGAUAUGAGGAAAACCUAAAUCCUAGUUUGUCUCCUUUAAAGAUAAGUAAAGUGUAGAAGGCCUGUACUUUCUUCAUUUAACCUUGUGGAUCUUCCCUAAUUCUUUGCUUUUGGAAGUAAGGGAAAGACCAGCCAUUGCUGGCAGUUGAGCUCAAAUAUUUAAUCCUGUUCUUGUUAGGGGGCUAUAAGGGGGUCCCAGUGUGAUACUUAUUGGAACAAACUAAAAUCCACUGACCCACUGCUGUUCUCUGUGCCUGUGACAGAGUGCCCUUUGUUGCCCCUCACCAGAUUCCCACACAGAUCUACUGAGCCUCCAGAGCAGGUUUCCCAUACAAGAAAACCAAAAUUGCUAUGUUCACCUGAUAACUGAUUUUAUUUUUCCUGUUUAUUUUAAAUGUAGGAUUACCAUCUCAUGACAGUUUUGAACAAUUAUGUGGGUUGUACAGAGGUUCUUUUCCCUUUGCUGUUAGGUGCCCUCCCCCUUCACGUUAAGUGACUCAAAUAAGCCUGACAGAGUCAGGACUUUUUAUCACUGCUCCACAGAACUGAGGCCACUCACACAUUUCAUCCACCAUUUUGCAUUGUCAGUGGAAGAUACAUGGGGAAGAGUAACAAGGUGUUCCCCUUCUAAGCCAGAAUUGUCACCACAGCCUAUGAUGGAGCCUGAACUCCAGCUUCUACCCAGCAGUGCCAAGGAGCCUCCCUCCUCUUAUAUGUCAUUCAAAGCAGAGAGGAGAACCUGAACUUCCAUCUUCCCCUAGUUGUAAUGAGGCAGUGUCUUGCUCCCCAGGUGGAAUGGUAACAGAGGCCAGCUACAAUAGGUAUCAGAGGAGGAGUGCUAAAACACAAGAUUUAAUGAGAUCCAGAAUCUCGUGAUAUCCAAAAUGUUCAACUUUCAAUGAUCAUCACUUACCAUUCCAAGGACCAGGAAGAUCUCAGAUUGAAUGGCAAAAGACAACUGCAUCAUACAGAUAAUAGAAUUUUCUGGUAAAGGGGCACCUGAGUGGCUCAGUUGGUUAAGCGUCUGACUCUUUUUUUUUUUUAUUAUUCUUAUGUUAAUCCCCAUACAUUACAUCAUUAGUUUUAGAUGUAGUGUUCCAUGAUUCAUUGUGCAUAACACCCAGUGCUCCAUGCAGAAUGUGCCCUCCUCAAUACCCACCACCAGGCUAACCCAUCCUCCCACCCCCCUCCCCUCUAGAACCCGCAGUUUGUUUUUCAGAGUCCAUCAUCUCUCAUGGUUCGUCUACCCCUCCGAUUUCCCCCGCUUCAUUCUUCCCCUCCCGCUACCUUCUUCUUCUUUUUUUUUUUCUUAACAUAUAUUGCAUUAUUUGUUUCAGAGGUAAGCGUCUGACUCUUGAUUUCUGCUCAGGUCAUGAUCUCAGGGUCAUGAAAUUGACCUCCACAUCAGGCUCUGUGCUCAGCGCAAAGUCUGCUUGAGAUCCUCUCCCUGUCCACCUCCCCCUGCUCAUACUUUCUCUCUAAAAUAAAUAAAUCUUUGGAAUUUUCUGGUAAGGAUUUUGAAACAGCUGUCUUAAAAAUGCUCUAACAAAUAUAAACACUUGAUAUAAAUGAAAAAGAAAGUAUCAGCAAGGAAAUAGAAAGUUGCAACAAAAAAAUAGAAGAUACAAGAAAAACCAAAUGGAAUUUCUAGAACCAAAAAAUAAAAUAACAAAUUAAAAUUAAAAAAGAGAACACUCCAUGGAUGAGCUGAGCAGCAAAAUAAAAUAGAGGGAAGAAUCAGUGAAUUUGAUGAUAUAACUAUAGAAAUUAGCCACUCUGAACAACAGAAAAUUGAAAAUAAUAAAUAGAGCCCCAGGGACAUUUGAGACUAUAACAAAUGAUCUAACAUUCAUGACAUUGGAUUUCCAGAAGGAGAAGAGGAAGAGGUGGAGGCUGAAAUAAAAUUCGAAGAAAUAAUUUCUAAAAAUAUUCCAGAUUUUGCAAUAGAUCUAGGAAGCUCAGUGAACUCCAAACAGGAUUAAACCCCCAUAUCCACACCAAAACAUGUCAUAGUCUGAAUGAAUGUCUGAAAUGUCUGAAAACCAAAGAAAAACAAAAAGUCUUGAAAGCAGCAACAAAUGACACAUAAUGUGUAAGACAUACACAACUCAAAUGACAAUGAAUUUCUCACCAGGCACAACAAAAGCCAGAAGGAAGUUGCACAACACUUUUUAAGUGAAAGAAAAGAACUGUUGAUGCAGAAUUCUAUAUCCAACAAAAAUAUGCUACAGUAAUGAAGGAGAAACCAAGACAUUCUCAGAUGAAGGUAAACUAAGAGAAUUUAUCUCCAGCAGAUCUCCCCUCAAAGAAUGACUAAAGGAAGUUCUUGAAACACAAAGGAAAUGAUAAAAGAAGGAUCUUGGAACAUCAGGAAGGAAGAACAGAAAGUAAAAAUAGGGAUAAAUAGAACACACUUUUCUUAAGUUUUCUCAGGUUUGUUAAAGCAAAACAAAAAAACCUAUCCAUUGUGAUUUUCAAUGUAGGUAGAGAGAAUAAUACAAUUAGAAAUGGGGGCGCCUGGGUGGCUCAGAUGGUUAAGCAUCUGCCUUCAGCUCACGUCAUGAUCUCAGGGUCCUGGGAUUGAGCCCCAUGUCCAGCUCCCUGCUCAGCGGGAAGUCUGCUUCUCCCUCUCCCUCUGCCUCUCCCCUGCUCAUGCUCUCUCUCUCUAUUCCUCUGUCUCAAGUGAAUAAAUAAAAUCUUAAUAAAAAAGACAAUUAGAAAUGGAAGGGUAAAGGAGUAUAGAGAUAAAGUUUUUAUAGUUCAUUCAAACUGGUAGAAUGGUGACACCAAUAAACUUGGAUAAGUUAUAAAUUUAUAAUGUACAUACUAGAGCAACUACUCUAAAAGACUAGAUAAAGAAGUAUACUCAAAAAUAUUAUAGAUAUAUCAAAAUGGAAUUUAAAAAAAUAUUCAAUUAAACUACAGAUAGGCAAGAAAAGGAAAAAAAAAAAGUUAAACAUAGAGAACUACCAGAAAAUAAAAAAAUAAUGGCAGACUUAAACACUAAUACAUCAUAGUUACAUUAAUUAUAAAGGCAUUAAAUAUAAAAAAGAUUGACAGAGUGGAUAAAAAAAUAUAUGACCCAACACUAUGAACGAUGGGUUGUGUAUAAGAAACUCACUUCAUAUACUAUGAUGUAGGUAGGUUGAAAGUUAAAAGGAUGGAAUACAAGACUCACCUUGCAAACAAAAGAAAGCAGAUGUGGCUAUAUUAAUAGCAAAGUUGACUUUAGAGGAAAGAAUAUUAGGGACAGAGAGGACUAUGACAUAAUGAUAAAAAUGCCAGUCCACUAAGAAGACUGCAAUCCUAAACAUUUAUGCACAAAAUAUAUGAAAAAGGGGCACCUGGGUGGCUCCGUUGGUUAAGCAUCUGCCUUCAGCUCAGGUAAUGAUCCUGGGGUCCUGGGAUCGAGCCCUACGUCUGGCUCCCUGCUCAGCAGGAGUCUGCUUCUCCUGCUCGUGAUCUCUGUUGCUAUCUCUGUCUCAAUAAAUAAAAAUAAAAUCUUAAAAAAUUUUUCUUAAAUAUGUGGAAAAAAACUGAUAGAAAUGAAGGGAAAUAGGGAUGCAUGGGUGGUUCAGUCAGUUAAUUGUCUGAUUCUUGAUUUCAGCUCAGGUCAUGAUCUCAAGGGUCAUGGGAUCGGCAGGGAAUCUGCUUGUGAUUCUCUCCCUUUCCCUCUGUUCCUCCCCCCCAGUUCGCGCUCUCUCUCAUAAAUAAAUCUUUUUUAAAAAAACAAAUGAAGGGGCGCCUGGGUGGCUCAGUGGGUUAAGCGACUGCCUUCGGCUCAGGUCAUGAUCCUGGAGUCCCAGGAUCGAGUCCCGCAUCGGGCUCCCUGCUCGGCAGGGGGUCUGCUUCUCCCUCUGUCCUCUUCCCUCUCGUGCUCUCUGUCUCUCAUUCUCUCUCAAAUAAAUAAAUAAAAUCUUUAAAAAAAACAACAAAUGAAGGGAAAUUGACAAAUCUACAAUUACAGUUAGUGACUUCAACAGUUGAUAGAGCAAUUUGAAAGAAAAUCAGCAAAGAUAUAGAACUCAACUACAUUAUUCCAUCAAUCAACAAGAUCUAAAUGACACAGAUACACAGUAUUUUCAAGUACCUAUGGAACGUAUACUAAGAACAUUCCUAGGCCAUAAAUCAAACCUCAAGAAAUUUAAAAGAACUUAAAUCACAUAAACUGUGUCCUCUGAUGCAAUGAAAUCAACUAGAAAUCAAUAACAAAGAUGAAAGGAAAAUUCCAAACACUUAGAAACUAACCACACUUCUAAAUGAUCCAUGAGUUCAACUCUCAAGGGAAAUUUAAAAAGAAAAAUAUAAAUAUGUUGAACUGAAUGAAAAUAAAAAUGGAAUUUGUGGGACACAACUAAAGCAGUACUGAUAGGAAAUUCAAGUCACUAAAUGCAUACAUUAUAAAAAGGGAAAGAUCUCAAAUCGAUCUAAGCUCCAAGAAAUUAAGGGAAAACAACGUAAACUCAAGCAGAAUGCAAAAAUUAAUAAAGAGCAGAAUUGAAUGAAAUAGACCAAAAAUCAAUAGAGAAACUCAAAUGAAGCAAAAAGCUGGUUUUUUGAAAUGAUCAAUAAAAUUGACAAUCCUCUCACAAAACUGGAAGAAAGAAAUAGAGAAUACUCAAAUACGAAGAAUGAAAUAAGGGCUAUCACUACAGAUCCAGCAGACAUUAAAAGGAUAAUAAUAAUAGAAUACUGCAUACAAUCUACACUUAUAUUUGAUAACUUAGCUUAAAUGGAACAGUUCCUCAAAAAAUACAACCACUAGAACUCAUCCAAUAUGAAAUAUAUUACUUGAAUAACCAUGUAACUAUUAAGGGAAUUGAAUUUAUAAUUUUAUACCUCUAACAAAGCAAUCUUAACAUCCAAAUGGUUUCACUAGAGAAUUCUACCAACUGUUUAAGGGUGAAUUAACACCAUGCCUAUAAAAUAUCUUCCUGAAAAUAGAGGAGGGAAACUCCCCAAUUGAUUUUAUUACCUUGAUACCAAAACCAGACAAAGACAGUAAAAACACAAACAGAAUUACAAACCAAUAUUCUUCAUGAAUAUAGAUGCAAAAAUCCUCUUAAGUAUUGGCAAAUAGAAUUCAGCAAUAAAGAAUUAGACCAUGACCAGGUGAGAUUUAUCCCAGGUUUGCAAGCCUGGUUCAAUGUAAUCUAUCACAUCAACAGACUAAACAAGAAAAGUCAUAUGGUCAUAUCAAUAGAUGCAUGAAAAAAAUUGGAUAAAACUCAAGACACAUUCCAGAUGAACAUUCUCAAUACAGGGGAACUUGACUCAAUAAAACAACAAAAAUCUACAAUUAAUAGCAUACUUAGUGUUGAGGAAAUUUCUUGCUAAGAUCAGGAACAAGGCAAGGAUCUCUCCUCUCACCACUUUUAUGCCACAUCAUACUGGAAGUUCUAUUUAAUGCAACGUGGCAGUAAAAGGUAUGUGUGUAUAUAUAUAUAUCAGGAAGGUAGAAAAAACUGAUUUUGUUCCCAAUGACACAAUUAUCUACGUAGAAAAUCCCAAAGAAAUGACAGAACGAACAAUCAACCUCUCACACACACAAACACAGAAAACCUCCUGGAACUAAAAAACUUGCAGGAUAGGUUGCAGAAUAGAAAGUUAAUAUAUAGGUUGCAGGAUAGAACGUUAAUAUACAAACAUCAAUUGCUUUGCUAUAUGCCAGCAAUAAACAACUGGAAUGUGAAAUUAAAACAAUACCAUUUCUAUUGGCACCCCCAAAAUAAAAUACUUAGGUAUAAGUCUCAAAAUAUGUACAAGAUCUAUCUGAGGAAAACUACAAAACUUGGAUGAAACAAAGACAAUCUAAAUGAAAGGAGAGAUAUUCCAUGCUCAUGGAUAGGAAGACUAUAUUUAAGAUGACAUAAUUUGAUCUAUAGAUUCAACACAAUCUCAAUCAAAAUCCCAGCCAAGUUAUUUUUGGAUAUAGACAAACUGAUUCUAAAGUUUAUAUGGAAAGCAGAAGACCAAGAAUAACUAACACAUUACUGAACAAGAAGAGCAAUAUCAGCAGACUGACAUUGCUUGAUUUCAAGUCUUACUAUAAGUACAGUAAUCAAAAUAGUGUGGUAUUGGCAAAAGAAUAGACUAAUAGCACUAGUAACACUGUAUUUUGUGGUCAGUGCCUUGUAUCCAAAAAAGGCACCAGAUCCUUCAGAAUUAUUGAAAUGAGGCCAAGGCCACUAUCUACUACCUGGCCAACCUGCAUUUGUAAACCUAUAACACCUAUCCCUCUCUCUGCUAUUAUUUUAACCGAAACAGUGUGGCAUUAAAGGGUGUGUGUCAUCUGUGAGUUGGAAAGGAAGAAACACAAAGCACCAACUGCCUCCGGGCAAAACCAGUGUGUUGACAGUGCCUUCUUUGAGAAUACGAGUCAUCUCAGGAGUCAUCUUAAUAUGAGUCAGGUUAUGUGUUGGAUGCGUUGGAGGCUUGCGUGGUUCUAGAAAAGAAACUGAAGCUAGCCCUACUAGAUCUGCUUUUUCUGGGCUCUGCCAGUACAGCCCCUCAUAUCUGUGAAUUCAUGAAAAACCACUUUCUAAAGCAAGCCAUGAAAUUCAUCCAGAAAAUGGGCUUCCACCUGACCACUCUCCACAGGACAGGCUUGGGUAGUAUCUCUUUGAAAGACCCACUCUCAGGCGCCUGGGUGGCUCAGUUGGUUAAGCGACUGCCUUCGGCUCAGGUCAUGAUCCUGGAGUCGCGGGAUCGAGUCCCGCAUCAGGCUCCCUGCUCGGCGGGGGGUCUGCUUCUCCCUCUGAUCCUCUUUC
Mirounga angustirostris (Northern elephant seal) is the source of this 13889-nucleotide messenger RNA. RefSeq names its product poly(ADP-ribose) glycohydrolase (gene PARG). The transcript is spliced from 18 exons. The record is from RefSeq and is a predicted model, not a curated record. Gene Ontology annotation, cellular component: nucleus; cytoplasm. Lineage: Eukaryota; Metazoa; Chordata; Mammalia; Carnivora; Phocidae. The coding region runs from base 250 to 3180 and encodes 976 amino acids. Gene Ontology annotation, molecular function: poly(ADP-ribose) glycohydrolase activity. Gene Ontology annotation, biological process: nucleotide-sugar metabolic process; ATP generation from poly-ADP-D-ribose; carbohydrate metabolic process.